Messenger RNA from Labrus bergylta (ballan wrasse), 2282 nucleotides. The record is from RefSeq and is a predicted model, not a curated record. Lineage: Eukaryota; Metazoa; Chordata; Actinopteri; Labriformes; Labridae.
AUGAGAGACAUUCAUACGCCACGGUCGCAGAGUUUCAGGUGGAACAACAUUCACUUCAGAGCAGAGACACUGACCACGUUUCCACCGUCUCAGAAAGUGACCCACACUGACAAUCUGAAGAUGGUGAUUCUCGAUGUGUUAAUAAUAGGGGCUGGCCCUCAUGCCUUGACCCUGGCCAGCUUGCUAUUAAAUCCUGAAAGUGGUCCAAACUCAGAUCCUGAACCUGACCUCCCCUCCUGCUGCUCGACCUCAGUCUGUGCAGGCCUGACACUGGAGGAGCAACUAGCAAAGACAACCAUAUCAGAGAAUGUCGUUUGUCCCCCGCUGAGUGUGCGAGUGGUCGACUCCUACGGUGUGUGGACGAAUCUGUGGGAGAGCCAGUUCACAGCUCUGAACAUCCCUCACCUGCGCUCACACACUCUGGUACACACAGAGCCUCUCAACAAGAAGGCGCUGCAGGAGUAUGUUUUAAAGUCAGCUCGAUCAUCAGAGCUUCACAGUCUGCCAGACCAGCUCUACAUCCUGGACGAAAACGCAUUUUUCAACGACAUGAGGCUGGGCAAAAAGGAAAAGAAACGUCUUAACAUCACCUCAACACUGAAGAAGAGUUUAUCCUUCAGUCUGCCAGGAACCAAACUGAGUGUGGAUUUCUUUAAGGAUCAGGUGGAGAGAUACAACUUGGACAAAGUGUUGGUGAAGGGAACAGUGGAGCACAUCACACCUGCCAUGACAGGGACUGAACGGAAAGGAGAUCGGACGAGGAAGCGAGUAGAAUAUUUUCUAGUCCAACUUCAAGAAGGAGUUGUCUUGAAGGCUCGCAAAGUAGUUAUGGCAACAGGUCCAACCCGUGCCCAGAUGGCCAACGUCCCUUCAUGGGUGACAAACAUUGGAGAGAGCUACCCAGAGGAGAGACUGCAACACACAGUGCACCUCAUGCAUCACCUGGCAACUUCUCAACAAAAAGACGCAGACUGUCAGAGACCAGAAGAGGCCUUUCCCCCUCAAGUGUGUGAAACAGGUCAGAGAGUAAUGGUAGUUGGAGGAGGUCUGACCAGCGCUCAUGUCGUCUCCCUUGCUCUGCAGCAGGGUGCCAGCCAUGUGACAUGGGUCAUGAGGAAGCACCUGCAGUUAAAGCAGUUUGACGUGGGCGACGUGGAGAGUCUGGUGGGUCGUUACUCCCAUGUGGAGCACGGCAUUAAGAUGGACGGUCAGGCCUAUCUGCGACAGUUCUACAAUGAAAGGAGUCUCCACAAACGGCUGGCAAUGAUCCGCCAGGCGAGGAAAGGAGGAGCCGUCACCCCAGAGGCCUACAUCCACCUACAACCGUUUAUCUUGAGUGGACAGGUGGACGUGAAGACAUACUGUCAGGUGAGUGAAGCCAGCUGGUGCUACAGGAGUCAGGCAUGGAGUCUCUCCCUCUGCAAUGGGGACCACUGGACUGGAAACAUGAUCUGGCUUGCCACCGGCUGCAAACUUGAUGUCAAACAGGACCCGCUGCUUUCAGAGGUGAUGCAGGAAUUCCCCAUUCAGGUGAUUGAUGGUUGGCCGUGCAUAUCGGAGAGCUUGCGGUGGGAAAAGGAUUGUCCUCUCUACCUAAUGGGUCAAUACACCGCUCUACAGGUUGGACCUCAUGCAGUAAACCUGGCUGGUGGACAGGCUGCCAGCAAGCGGAUAGCAAAAGACAUCAUGUGUCUUCAACAGCAGGAGGAUUCAGACACUUUUGAAUUGAGUGGAGGGAAAUCAAAAACUGAGGAAUAUAUUCAACAGAUGCAAGGCCUGUUAUGGCUUUAACAAUAGAGUCUAAAACAUGUGCUGAGUGUUGGCAGCCAUCUGUUUUUGAUGAUGAUGAUGAUGAAAUAUUGCCUUGUUUUAAUAAAAUGCACUGAUAUGAUGGUCUUAUUUUACUUUUUUGGAAACCAUAACUACGUUUUGUUUCCAAUUACCAAAUAAUCAUCCUUUUAUAAGAGGCUCAUUCACAAAGUUCAAUAACUUUGCUUGGUUUUAUUUUAUUUAAUUAAUUGUUGUUGUGAGUGUUUUUGUUUAUUUCUAUUUAACUGUUUUUUUUUUUUCUUUCAUGAGCUCAGUAUUAUUAUUAUUCUUGUCUCUACAUGAAUUUGAUGACAUCUAGAUGUUGCUUUGCACUGGGCUCGGGACAGUGGGGGGGGUGAAUGUCAGUACGGUGCUGUUGUAAGACGGGUUAAAGAUACAUGUUACUGCUGCUGCUACUGUCUUGUCUGCAUGGUGUCUAUUGUUUGGGGUAAAAUAAAAUAAUUGGAACUUUG